Messenger RNA from Gymnodraco acuticeps, 10620 nucleotides. It is a transcript of the gene plce1, whose product is annotated as phospholipase C, epsilon 1. The transcript is spliced from 46 exons. Gene Ontology annotation, biological process: small GTPase-mediated signal transduction; lipid metabolic process; phosphatidylinositol-mediated signaling. Gene Ontology annotation, molecular function: phosphatidylinositol-4,5-bisphosphate phospholipase C activity; guanyl-nucleotide exchange factor activity. The record is from RefSeq and is a predicted model, not a curated record. Bases 354 to 7364 code for a protein of 2336 amino acids. Lineage: Eukaryota; Metazoa; Chordata; Actinopteri; Perciformes; Bathydraconidae.
UGGAAGGCCUAUCCCCAAUGUCUGUCUGUCUAUCUCUCUCACUCACUCUCUUUCAUUUGUAAACAAAACAACGUGAUUGUGAAACCGGAUUCACCUGGAAAACCUGGAGCAUAACAUUUACAGGACUUUUAGGCUUAGUGGUUACAUUAAUGGCCUACAAGUGGAUAACUAUGCCAGAGAUACAGAACCAACCAGGUCUAGUGCACAAAGGCACACACAUGGCCCUGUGAGCUGCGACUGUGAACCGCGCUAUCAAGGAAAUUCCUCGAUCCCCCAGGGUUACCUCCGAGGGUUCUCUAUCUGCCGAGCUGCAGCAAAACAAAGAAUAAGGUAGGACUCUGCAGGGAGACACGAUGGCUACCGAAGAAAAUCAAACCCAGGUUGGGUCUGUAGUCCUGGCUCAGCGUGCUUCACCUCCAUCCUCUGGCAGCAGGCCGCACAGAGAAACCAGACAUGACAGCCAGGAAGUAUGGCGAUACUCUGACCAAUCGUGGAAUUCAAAACAGCGAAGCAGCCCUUCCCUCCUCUUUUAUCGGAAGUUGUCGUGUGACAGUGAGAAUGGGCCAAUUUUGGACAAGGAAUACGACUGUUUGGACUACAGCUCAAAUCUCCAGCCGUCAGCUGGCAAGAGAAUUGAAGGAGUAACUAACACGGUUACUCCGAUACCUGAGAAAAGUUCAGAGGGAUCUCCGUGCCAGCUGGACACCUCUGGAGAGGGUGUGGAUGCAGGCAGGAACAGAACUGGCAGAACCCCCUGCUCCUGCCCCCUGUCUAGCCUCCACACAGGUCCAAACAUCUAUUGUUGCCACAGCCCCAGAUCCAGUCCGAACCCCAGCUCCAGCCCCGUUCAGAGCCCUCGCCGCUGCAACAGCCCUUCGCAGCACCACCGGAGACACGUCCGCCGCAGCAGCCUGCCGGUGUCUAUGCUGGCGUUCAACAAGAUGUCACCCUACCUCUCAACCCGGUGCACUCCCGCCAGUGAACCCAGCUCUUUAACGUCCUCACCUUGUAAUUCCCCCCUCCCCAAACACCGGCAGCAUCAUCAGAAUGGACAUACCCACCAGCACCGGCUCAAAGAUGUCUACUCCAGUUUAGAGAGGCUCAACAGAAAGCCCAGGGUGGACAAAUACUCCCUGGAGAAACUAUUUCUAAGACGAGCAUCUCUAGAAACUACGAGGACGACCUUGAGGAACGACGAGAGGUCACCCUCAGGAGUGACCAGAGACUGCAGCGGGGGCAGCAGCAGUGAGGAAGAGGAGGAGGAGGAUGAAGAGGGUCUUUUGGAUAACUCAGAGUUUAUCAGGAACCGUAAAGAGCGUUCCACUGUCCUAGUGAGGCGCUUCUGCAAGAAUAAUAUAAAGGUGACCAAGUCAGUGUGUACUGGAACCAGAGCCAUCGUCAGGACGCUGCCAUCAGGACGCAUCUCAGAGGAGGUCUGGGACGUGGUUUUUACUCACCGGAUAUGGAAACCCAGCAAGAAGGAUUUGUGUCCAAUCUUAACUCGUGGUAUGGAAGAAGAGUUCAGAGUCUGCAGGGAGAUACUACGUUUUGUUGGAGUUAAGCUACAACAGGUUAACAACUAUGUGCAGGACAGAGAGGAGCUCAACCUGAUUCAUCCCGCCAAAAAGCUCCUGCUGUCUCUUCCUGGAUGUGUGUGUCUCAGGGAGUCUCGCUGGCUAUCCAACGCUGUCAGCAGCAGCAGCCCAGCCGGACCGGACCCUCACCCCCGCCUCCAUCACUGCUACUGUCAGCCUUUCUAUCCACAUAGGUUUUAUCGUGCCUGUGUGCAGAGGACGUCGGCGUGCUCCCUGCUGACCGGAGCCCUGCUGGAGGCCACAGCAGCUCUCGGGUCCCGCUCCUCUCUGCCCUGCCCUUUACCCCAGAUCCCCAACUGCCACGCCGUGCUGAAAGAGCGUCAGCUGGCCAACAGUAUGACCAGCAGCGGCUCUCUGCCUCCCAGUGUCAGUGGGAUCAGUAAGGAGCUGGCAGACGUGCGUCACCUUGUUCAGUUCCCCGAGGAGAUCGCCUGCAUCCUCACCGAGCAAGAGCAGCAGCUUUACCAGCGGGUCUUUCCUCUGGACUACCUCUGUUUCCUCACUCGAGACCUAGGCAGUCCCGAGUGUCAAAACAAGCGCCACCCUAACCUCAAGGCCUCGCUGUCUGUGCCCGCCAUGCCUACCCAGAGUGCUCAACGAAGCAACGCUGUGGAGGACCUGGUGGCACGAUUCAAUGAGGUGAGUUCAUGGGUGACGUGGCUGAUCCUGACUGCUGGGUCUAUGGAGGAGAAGAGAGAAGUUUUCUCCUACCUGGUCCAUGUCGCUAAAUGCUGCUGGAACAUGGGAAACUACAACGGUGUCAUGGAGUUUCUGGCUGGACUCAGGUCCCGCAAAGUGCUGAAGAUGUGGCAGUUUAUGGAUCAGUCAGACAUCGAGACCAUGAGGAGCCUGAAGGACGCCAUGGCUCAGCACGAGUCUUCUGCUGAGUACAAAAAGGUUGUGACCAGAGCCCUCAAUAUCCCAGGAUGCAAGGUGGUGCCAUUCUGUGGGGUUUUUCUGAAGGAGCUGAGUGACGCGUUGGAUGGGACAGCCAGCAUCAUCAGCCUGAAACCACCUGUGGAUAAUACAGAGGACUCCAUAGAGUUUGUGUCCGACUUCAGCGGCCAGCACAACUUCAUGUCGCGGUCAGGUCCCGAUGGACUCCACGUCCCAGAGAAAGAAGCCACUGUCAGCAACAUCCUCCAGAUUAUCAGAUCCUGUAAUCGUAGUUUGGAGGCAGAGGAUCCUGACGAUGCUUCCACCAGUCCUUCGUCUACUGGCCAAUCCCCUACGUCCAGAAACAACUCCUUCAGGGACCGCUGCCGCAAUCAUUCCCAUUCUUUUAGGACACCGUCAGAAUCAAACCAUGUCUUAUUCAUGGUGGGGGAUUUGUCCGAUUCGGAGGGGGACUUGUCGUCUGAGCCGGGGGUGAAGGAGGUGGAGUUUCAGGGGACUGAGGAGACGCACAGAGCCUUCAGCCAUGGCACUGAGCUCAUUCCCUGGUACGUGUUGUCGCUGCAGCCAGACGUCCACCAGUUUCUGCUGCAGGGGGCCACGGUCAUCCACUACGACCAGGAGAGCCACCUCACUGCUCGCUGCCUGCUGCGGCUACAGCCCGACAACACAACACUCACCUGGGGUAAUCCUCAGAGCGGAGGGGCUUCCCCUGCAGAGCAGCCACUGGGAUUAGGACAGUCUGUAGUGGCAGGACUAGCAGAGGGCCUCUUGGACCUGGCAGUUGUGAAGGCAGUGUUCAUGGGUCAUCAGGGAGUGGACGUCCAUGCAGUAUGUUUGCAAAACAAGCUCAGCCAGAUGACGGUGGAGGAAAAUGGCCUCAGCCUCCUUUACGGUCUCAGUACCACCGACAACAGGCUCCUGCACUUUGUGGCCCCCAACCACACUGCAAGGAUGCUCCACAAAGGCCUGACAGAGUUGGUGAAUGCAACCAGAAGAUUAAAGAAGUUUCCUGACCAGAGGUUGCAGUGGCUGAGGAAGCAGUAUGUCAGCAUGUAUCAGGAGGACGGCAGGUACGAAGGCCCUACCCUGGCUCAUGCCAUUGAGCUGUUUGGUGGGCGGAGGUGGAACAUGGGUACAGGCGGAGUGGAAAAACCCAGCGGCCAGAAAAACAGCCCUAAUGAUAAAGCCAAGAAGAAGAAGAAGGUCCUUGUCAGGGGAGACAGUGGGGAUGCCACGGAUGACGAGAUGGUUUCCAGGAAGACACGGAGCUGUAAAGAGGGACUGUAUCGGAACGGGCCGGAGUCUGACAGCAUCGACCAAGAAGAUCCAGAGGACAGCUUCCCUGGACCAUUCUCCCUCUCAUCCAGUAAAAGCCCUGGAUUGCUUGGAUCUUCUUCUUCCUCUUCCUCGUCUUCCUCCAGUAUGGCGGGGUCCAACCAUUCCCGCCCACAGUCCUCUCCUGUCCUCUCUGGAACUGUCAAGCAACAGCCAGGGGCGUGGAGCAGCAGGUCAUGGCACGGUCGUGGUAAAGGCUGUUUUAAAGGCUUCCAGAAUCUCAUGAUUUCUGACAGCACCAUGAGCUUCAUCGAGUUUGUCGAGCUCUUCAAGUCUUUCAGUAUCCGAAGCAGGAAGGACUUGAAGGAGCUGUUUGACACCUUCGCUGUCCCCUGCAGUCGAUCAACUCCAGAGUCUGCGCCUCUCUACACCAACCUCAGCAUUGACGAUAAAGACACGGGGCUACAGCCAGACCUCGACUUAUUAACCCGCAAUGGCUCUGACCUUGGCCUGUUUAUCCGGACGAGGCAGCAGAUGUCUGACAACCAGAGGCAGAUCUCAGACGCCAUCGCAGCCGCCAGCAUCGUGACCAACGGGACGGGAGUGGAAAAUGCUUCACUGGGCGUCUUGGGAUUGGCUAUCCCUCAGCUCAACGACUUCCUAGUGAACUGUCAGAGAGAGCACUUGAGCUAUGACGAGAUUCUCAGCAUUAUACAGAGAUUUGAGCCCUCAUUGAGCAUGAGACAAAUGGGUUGGAUGUCGUUUGAAGGCUUUGCAAGGUUCCUGAUGGAUAAGGAGAACUGUGCUUCUCGUAUUGAGGAAUCCCAGGUGAACCCAGAGGAGCUGCAGUACCCUCUGUCCUACUACUACAUCGAGUCUUCUCAUAACACCUAUCUGACCGGACACCAGCUCAAAGGAGAGUCCUCUGUUGAGCUUUACAGUCAGGUGCUGCUGCAAGGCUGUAGGAGCGUCGAGUUGGACUGCUGGGAUGGAGAUGAUGGCAUGCCAGUUAUUUAUCAUGGACACACACUCACCACUAAAAUACCCUUCAAGGAUGUGGUGGAAGCAGUAAACCGGUCUGCAUUUGUCAAUUCGGACAUGCCCGUCAUCCUGUCCAUAGAGAACCACUGCUCCCUUCCACAGCAACGCAAGAUGGCUGAAAUCUUCAAGACGGUGAUUGGGGAACGCCUUGUGACUCGCUUCCUCUUUGAGAGUGAUUUCAACGAUGACCCUCACCUGCCGUCUCCUCUGCAGCUGCGGGGGAGAAUCCUCCUGAAGAACAAGAAGCUCAAAGCACACCAGGCGCCGGUGGACAUACUCAAACAGAAGGCUCACCAGCUGGCCCACAUGCAGGCACAGGCUAGCAACGGGUCACCAGGGGUUACUUCACCUAACAACCACACCAAUGAAGAAGAGGAAGAGGAAGAAGACGAGUACGACUACGACUAUGAGUCUCUAUCAGAUGCUGAUGUCCUCACAGCCUCUACUGCCUCGUAUAGUCUGGAAGAUAACAUCCUGGAUGACAAACCAGAGGGGAAGAGCCCAGCAGACAAAGAGGAGCAACCUGUUGAUGAAAUCCCGAAGAGGAUGAAGAAGCCUGAGAGCACCACGCAGAGCAAAGGAAAGGUGUUUGACAUGGAGCUUGGCGAGGAGUUUUACCUUCCUCAGAACAAGAAGGAGAGUCGACAGAUUGCCCAGGAGCUGUCCGACCUCAUCAUCUACUGCCAGGCUGUGAAAUUCCCGGGCCUGUCCACGCUGUCUCCUGCCGGCUCUGGCAGAGGGAAGGACCGGGGGAAGAGCAGGAAGUCCAUAUUUGGCACAGCCCCUGCUCCUGCGCUGACUCAGAGCCGCACCCCUGGUAAAGGUGGCAGCGAGCGGCUGAGCUGGGAGGAGCAGCAGCAGACGUCUCCCACCCUGAACCCCCCCACCUCCCUCAGCGCCAUCAUCCGCACGCCCAAGUGUUACCACAUCUCCUCCGUCAAUGAGAACGCCGCCAAGCGCCUGUGCCGCCGCUACUCUCAGAAGCUGAUCCAGCACACGGGCUGCCAGCUGCUCAGAACGUACCCAGCAGCCACCAGGAUCGACUCGACAAACCCCAACCCUCUGCUCUUCUGGCUGCACGGCAUCCAGCUGGUGGCACUCAACUAUCAGACUGAUGACUUGCCCAUGCAUUUGAACACAGCUCUGUUUGAGGCUAACGGCGGCUGUGGCUACGUCCUGAAGCCGGCGGUGCUGUGGGACCGCAGCUGUCCGCUCUAUCAGCAGUUCUGUCCGAUGGAGAGGGAUGUGGAGAAGAUGAGCCCCGCCGUCUACUCCCUCACUAUUGUCUCCGGUCAGAACGUGUGUCCCGUUAAUAACGCUGGCAGCCCCUGCAUUGAGGUGGAUGUUCUGGGCAUGUCCAUCGACAGCUGCCACUUCCGCACCAAGCCCAUCCACCGCAACACCCUGAACCCCAUGUGGAGCGAGCACUUCCAGUUCACCGUGCACUGCGAAGAGAUGUGCUUCCUGCGCUUCGCCGUAGUGGAGAACAACAGCUCCCAGACCACCGCUCAGAGGACGCUGCCUCUGAAGGCCCUCAAGCCAGGUUACAGACACGUCCAGCUGAGGACGCAGCAUAAUGAACCCCUGGAAGUGUCAAGCUUGUUUAUCUACAGCCGCAGAAUAGAGGAGGGUCCCACAGGGGGCGCUACUCCCUCAUCACUGCUGUUCAGUUCAGAGGAGAAACAUGCGUCGCAGCAGCACAGGGUGACGGUGUACGCAGCUCCUGGCCCUGAACUCUUCACCGUGUUCUCUGUGACAGAGCAGACCACCGCCAAACAGCUGCUGGACACGGUUGUAGCGUCUUCUGGAAACCCCUCCGAGUACUUCCUGUGCGAGGAGAAGGUUCCUCUGUUGAAGGAGCGCAGCGAGGUGAAGCGCUGUGCUCAGCACCGUGCUCUGGCCCCGGAGGAGGAGGUGGUCCGACUGGUCUCCAGCUGGAACUCUGAGGAGGGAUAUGUGGGGAGGAUCUGCCUCAGAACAAGAGAGGAGAACUUGAAUGAGAAGAACUCUGUGCUGGAGGGAGAGGAGGAGGUGACAGUGGGAGGUAGAGAUGGGUCAGGAGGAGGAGCAUUGGAGGAAGAUAUGUUCUUCGUCCAGGUCCAUGAAGUUUCACCAGAGCAGCCGCACACUGUGAUCAAAGCUCCACGCUACAGCACUGCUCAGGACAUCAUACAGCAGACUCUGUCAAAAGCCAAGUACUCCUACACUAUCCUAGCUAAUCCCAACCCCUGUGACUACGUCCUGAUGGAGGAAGUGACGAAGGACGCCGGCUCUAAGAAGUCCUCCACGUCCAAGCCCCUGCAGCGGGUGCUGCUGGAUCACGAGUGUGUCUACCAGGCUCAGAGCCGCUGGAGGGGCGCGGGAAAGUUCAUUCUGAAAUUCAAAGAGCAGGUGGUGCGGGAAGACAAAAAGAAAGUCAUUUCCUUCGCCAGCGAGCUGAAGAAGCUGACCAGCCGCAGCCGCAGCAUGACGACAGGCGGGGGGGUGGACGGCCCGGCGCAGAGUAAGGAUGAUAGAGCGGCAUGCUGUGUGGCUCUGACCGAGCUGCAGGAGUGAGGCUCGGCUGCGGUCUGUGCAUGAGGGUGUCUGUCUGCAGCUGCAGGGCUGAAGGUGUGGGUGGCAGAGGGCCGGGUGGGGGCAGGAAGGUUCCUCCAGACCUCUUCUUCCUCCUCCUCCUCCUCCUCCUUUAGGGAGCAGCUCCACCUGCCCACCCCCUCUCUGACCCCCUCCACCUGGAAGCUCCACCUGCUCAGGAACUGGAAGAUCCUGAAAUGAUGAGAGAGACUUUGGUUGACUACUUCUACAUUUGGAGGAUACUCCUUUUAAAAAAAAAAAAAAAAAAGCCGUCCGACACACUGUGGGAUUGUGGGAUACGCUCCUCUCGUAGGAGUCUACGUCUGAUGCUUCCUCUUGUUAGUUGAGCAUGUUAAGGACGUGAUUCAGACUCUCAGCCCCUUCGCUUGGUCAGGCAGGAGUUAACCCAGCGUCACUUUGAAGCAGUGAGGGGGGGGGGGGGGGGGCAGGAAGCUCUUUUGGUUUAUUGGUUGUGGAGCGGCUCCACAGAGAGGCGGAGAACCAGAGGCAGCUGCUCUUAUUGAAGUCAUACAGCGUGUGAUCAGGGUCUCAAAGUAUUCCUUUUCUCACAGAUGAAAAGGAAGCACUUCCCUGAGUCACACUUGAAGGAUAAAGAGGAACGAGUGCCAGUUUUUAUCUCCCAAAAAAUGACACCAUAAGAGAUGAAGGUGGCCUGCAAAUAUCCUCUGGAUUGAAUGAGUUUAGAGAGACGGAUGGUGUCCUAGCACAGUUUGCUAUUGGAUGACUUUGUUUGGUUCCAAGAAGGUUUACUAUUGGUUCCCCCUCUGCUCGUAUCGCACAAAUGAAGCACAGAGGCAUGUACAGAAAGAGAGAUGUGGAAGGCUGAAGAGGUUUUCAAAGUAUUCUUCUCUCUUUCUCAGGUAUGAGCUCUUUUUUCUGAGGGCGUUGUGAAGGAGGCUGAACAGCUGGCUUGUUUGGUUAUUUCGUACUGUUCCAGUUUCACAGUACUGUAAGGGCACAUGGUCGGGCAGCGCUCACAGGAUACAGCAGUGACAUGCUCAGGUAUUCUGUGAAGAAGCAGUGCUUUGGGCGAUUUCUUGGACACUUCUGUCGCUGCCCGGAAGGUGACGAUACGUGGACAGCAUUUCAAGGCAGUAUGCAACAUUAAUGUGUGCAGGGCAAAUGUGAAACCAUCCCUUAUCACUUUGUUUAUGAAUUUGCCCUUCUGCUGUGCCUUCAAAUGUUGCAACACUGCCCUACAGUUAAUGAAUUCAUUGUGUAGUUGUAUAUCUGGCUGGUUUCACAAAGCAUUUUAAUUCUGUUAUCAUUGUCCACUAUUAAUUAUGGCGUCUUUGCCAAUAGAACACAUACAAGUUCAUUAAGUAAUGCUACAAACAUCCUCCGAAAACAUUGUUGUCUUAACAAAAGUGGCCAUGCAAUACUUUUUGAUAAAAUGAUCUGAUUACCUUUUCUAAUAUAGGAUUACAAAUCUGUCUUCGUUAACAUGUUCACUGGUUUCACGAGUUAAAAAGCUUCAAACUAAUAAAUCACUCCUCUUUCUGUUGGGAAUAAUGAUAAUAGCUUUAAGAUCGUUUCCAGAAACACAGCCAGAUCUUCUUAAAACAAUAUUUUGCACAUUUUUCCUUUUGCUGUCAAUUUCCGUGUUUUUCUUCAUCUGUCUGAAAAAGAGAGACUUGAUUGUUGUGAGGUGGUCAAACAAGUUUGGCCCAGUUACAGAUUUAGAUUUGAGGAAAGCAUGAGAUAAUUGUUUGGAUUGUUUUUGUCGAACUCAAAUGUUUAUGCCCAACUGUAAAAUUCCCCAAACAAAAAUAUUCUAAAAAAACAGAUGAAAUUACAUUUGACUUUAGAUUUAUUUGAAAUGCAAUAUCUUUAUAGAUGAGUAGUAUUGAUAGAUUGUCCAUAAUGAUGUUAGACUUUUCUUUAUUUCUCUAUUUCUACUGCUCAUUUCAGAAUGUUUACUUAAACUUGAUUAACUUGGGGCCUUUUUUAUGUUUUGAUAUUUAACAUUUCCAUAUUUCUAAGUGUGAAUUACCCUUUUUUUAAAGUAUUGUUUUAAUUGGCAUUCAGAUAUUAAUACAUAAGUAUUCCUUCUAGCGUUGUCAUGUAGAUCCUUGAGGAGCCCAACAAUAUAUCGACGCACUGUUUAGUAAGCGAAGAUAAGAAAACAGACCCAAAAAUCCUUAUCCAACAUUAUUUGGACACAUGUCCUUCAUUAGAUCUGUAGUUGUGUGUGGUGUUAACUCAAAAAUAAUUUGGGGUUAAGAAUGACUCUUUUUAACACACAAACCAACACUUCUUCUGACAUGAACGACACCAAGUAUAAUUCUAUAGAAAAUGUUUUUUAUCAACCAUGCUCCGCAAAAAUAAUGUGUGUCCUUCGACUUUCAUCUGUCUUUAAAUAAGACUGCCAAGUAAUGAUGUUCAAUGUUAGUGCAAUAAGUUCUACCCCUGGUUCGUAACUCCUUUUCUUGAUUUGUUUAUCCACACACAAAGCUUACCUGUUAUCAGUGGUAAAGUAACCGUGAUCUAAAUCUAGAUUUAAAUUGUGAUCCAAGAAACCACAACUCUAAACGUGUGAUAACUAGCAACUGCUUAUAUAACUAUGUGAAAACCACACUGACUUUAAACAGAGAGGGACAUUUUCUGUUUCUCCCUUCUUUCUAACAUGUAGACCUCAUUUCUGAAUGUAACAUUUCUUAAUGUGUUGAACCUGAGACAAAUGUGUGUUUGGAUGUUAUUUAUUUUAAUGUGAAGCCCUGGUUGGCGGUUAUCUGUUGUUUGUGUAUUUUCUUGUAAGUAGUUUUUUAUUUAUUUGAAUAUGUGAGAGGAUUAAUUCUCCACUGCCCUGACUUUACUCAAACUUAUUUAGAGACUAGAGAAGUAUUUUACUUUGUGUCAAAUAUUCAGUAUAGUAUUCAUACGCCUGAUAUAUUAUUCUGCAGCACACAGCAGCGUCUUUUAAUUACUUUUAUUUCGUGAGUUUUCAGAAAUGUGGAUAAAGCCGACAAUUUGUCCUGUUAUUAUUUGGAUAAUAAAUACCCAUUUUGCUGUAUUCGUUGUAUCCGCUGAUUAUGACAUGUGUUUCAUUAUUAGCACUCUGUUGUUUCAUAAGAUGUGCAGUAUACCCUUUAACAUUCACUAUUCAUGUUAUGAUGUGUACAAGUGAACAUUUGUCUAUUUACUUGAAUUUUUAAAUGUAUGAGAAAUGGUGUAAUUGUCAUUUAGCAGGAUCACAAUAAAAAUACAUAUCUUACUG